This is a messenger RNA of Daphnia magna, 1449 nucleotides long. RefSeq names its product cubilin. The record is from RefSeq and is a predicted model, not a curated record. NCBI's taxonomy places the organism in Eukaryota, Metazoa, Arthropoda, Branchiopoda, Diplostraca, Daphniidae. Gene Ontology annotation, molecular function: serine-type endopeptidase activity. The coding region runs from base 267 to 1172 and encodes 301 amino acids. The transcript is spliced from 6 exons.
AGGCACGUGGCCUCUCCCCCUCUAGCUUGAAGACCCUCGUGAGCGUGUUGCAGCUCUUGGACAGUGACCGCCAGUCGCCGACGCUGCUGACUCCUCUCUCCGGUCCCGUCUUUAAAAAAAGAAUUAAACACCACGUACCUUAUUUCGUCUCGUCGUUCUCGUGUUACCUGCAACUUCUAUAUUUGAUUGUUUAAAAAGAGAUCGGAUAUAUUUUUUUUCGUAUACCCUGCAAACAAGUAUAGCUUUAUCCAGUGUGCCGGUCAACCAUGCGGAGUACAGUAUCUUUAGUGGCAUCGUUCAUCUGCAUUCUCAUCGGUGACUGCACGGCGCAGUUAAAAACUGACGCCGUUAAAAUCAAGACCAACUCUUCCAAAGGUAUUUCCUGUUAUUCACGUCUGGAGGGCGAAGAAGGUGUUUUAGAAUCGCCCAACUAUCCGUCGGAUUACCCAUCCAAUCAGGAUUGUAAUUAUGACAUUGUGCGGACAUCUUCAUCCGUCUGCGGCAUCCGUCUUUACAUCGAAGAUUUGAACAUACCGGGUAGCAUCACCAAGGGUGGUGAUGUCUGUGUGAACGAUUACAUUGCGGUUGAGUCUUGCGUGCCGGAAGGAGGAGCUAGAUUCUGUGGCAACGACUCUGGCAUUUCACAUCAUUACAAUUUCCAACCGGGAGCGACGGCCAUCCGACUUUCCUUUCAUUCCGACUCGUCUGGUAGUGGUCGUGGCUUCCGCAUCAAGUACAAAAUGGUGGAAGAUUGCAGUAGUUAUUUCUACGACAUUGUGCCGUCGGGUAUACCUCCCCUUGUCGGCUCCGCCACCUGUUUCACGCGCAUCUCUGAGCCUUCCGGAACGAUCAACACUCCAUACCAUCCAAAGAACUACCCGGAGAACCUCGACUGUGUCUACCAAUUUGUCAGGACAAACCCGAAUUUAUGCGGAGUGCGGAUGAAGACGAUCAAAUUCGAUUUACAAUCUCCCAUGGAUACACCGUUCGGUGGUGCUUGUUCUGAUUUUUUCCACAUGCCAUCCUGCGGAUUCCUUUGUGGGAAAAUGGAGUUCUCAUGGUUUGCUCGAUAUCAACCCGGAGCUACCAGUUUGGAAUUCCAUUUUCAUUCAGAUGAAUCUACAGGAUUGAGUGGCUUCCUUAUAUCUUUCGAGCAAGUCUAUAAUUGUUGAACCACAAUGCCAAAUAGAGGAAUCAGUGAAGAGUAGGAUUGUUGGAGCUCAACAAACUUUUUUUUUUUUCGUUUUUUAUUUCGAUUUUAUCCAUCACAUUUGUACAGUUUAAAUGCAAAACUCUUUUUGGGUUUUGUACCUCUCUGACGCUCCAUAUAAUAAUUUGCUCAUUCAUCCUUCUCAUUUAUAAAACGCCCAUUAUGUUCCAGAAACUCGUUUUCCGUCGGAUUGUGUGGAUCAUCAAUAUACAAGGCGAAAAUCCGUUUACAUUGAAAAA